This is a messenger RNA of Entamoeba invadens IP1, 1557 nucleotides long. RefSeq lists its product as hypothetical. The transcript has a single exon. The record is from RefSeq and is a predicted model, not a curated record. The coding region runs from base 1 to 1557 and encodes 518 amino acids. NCBI's taxonomy places the organism in Eukaryota, Evosea, Mastigamoebida, Endamoebidae.
AUGGAUGUUGGGAACAUGAAGGAGCGGAUCGAAGAGACCAUUAAAACGGCGAAGUCGAAAUGGAAUGAGGCAUUAGAGAUCUUAGGGUUAAGUUCAUUGCUAGACUUAUUGAAACGUGGGGAUGUUGAUAUUGAGUUGAAUGGGUGUCGAUUUGAAGGACCGUUUCCGAAUAAUGGCGGGACUUUUGUUGCUGAAAUAGAUGACAUUUCAAUGAGCAACCAGCCGAAGUGGAAUGACUUAGAUGUUGAAGUUAGUGUUUCCAAACGGAUGAAACACAUGAUCUAUGUGAAAGAUAUCAUCAAUCCAAAUACAAUAAAAUUAGAAAUGAAGGUUGGUGGGAUGUCUGUGAUAAUGGAGAAGGAUGGGAAGGAAGAGUACUUGUAUCCCCCAAGUAGUGGAGUCCUUCAGUUCUUAAUGAAAUUUGAUGAACGAGAGAAUGUGCCAUCUGUGUUACUCUUUCGACUGAAAUUCCCACAAUUGAAGUUUGAGAUGACGCACAGUCGCUUUAGAAAUGUGUACGGGUACUUCCGAGAAAUUAUUGAAUAUGUGAAGACAAAGAUUGGAGGAGAAGUAGUUCAAUUUGGGUCAAAGGUGAAAGAGAAAGCAAAGGAGAAGGCGGACGAUAUUGCGGAGUCGGCAAUGGCAUUCAUCGACACGUCAGUCAUCCCAACGUUCCGGUCGGAGGACUUACCCACAUUUAUUGUCCAAAUAAUAUUGGAUGAUGGUGUAGUGACCGUCCCCGUCACGUCGAUCCUCCAACGAGUUGAAAAAGGCGGAGAUGACAAACUCUUUUCACGGAUGGUAGUCCAUGACUUCCAACUGUGUUUUGCGCUGGAUAAGCAAUAUCGAAGUGUUGGCAUGUUUCUUGGGAGUGUCAUCACUGACCGACUUGAGCCGGUGUUGGCCCCAUUUAACGGGAUAUCACCGAAGAUCCAAAAUGAGAAGGUUGAGGUCAAAGACAAGCCGGCUGUGUCGUUUGUGUGGCAAUACGACAAGACGAAACCGAAGACGGAACGUGUCAUGUCGAUCAAUUUAACACUCUUUAAUGUGCAAGUGAAGUUGACUGAUCUGUUUGGAUUGGACGUGAAGAAUCCGAACUCGCCACGCUACAGUCCAGGGUUAUUAAGUCCAGGGUUAGGCGAGAAGGGAGAUACAAAAGUGGACAAAGAGAAAGACGAGACCGUUGAGAAAACGGUGAAAUUGAUUAAGACGGUCUCUGAGAGAAAGAAAGAGGAGAAGAGCGAUAAGACUAAAAAGUUGUUGAGUUGGGUAGAAACGAAGUAUAAAGGGAUGGAAGUCAUGGUGAACGUCUCAGAGUGCGAUUUGGUUGCGGAAGACCAUUUACAUAAAAUCACGAUGUCGACGACGUCGAUCUUUGCGAAGCAAGCGGAAGACACGGUAGACACACUGAUCGACCAACUGAAUAAAUCGAAAGUGGCGAAUGAAGACUUGAAGAACAAAAAUAAGGCACUGGAAGAAGAACUUGCUGCGACGAAAGCGGCAUUGGAAGCGUCUCAGAUGAGAAAAAGAGGGUUCAGCUUUGGAAGGAAGAACUAA